Messenger RNA from Labrus mixtus (cuckoo wrasse), 1613 nucleotides. It is a transcript of the gene eef1g, whose product is annotated as eukaryotic translation elongation factor 1 gamma. Gene Ontology annotation, biological process: translational elongation. Gene Ontology annotation, cellular component: cytoplasm; nucleus. NCBI's taxonomy places the organism in Eukaryota, Metazoa, Chordata, Actinopteri, Labriformes, Labridae. The coding region runs from base 96 to 1409 and encodes 437 amino acids. The record is from RefSeq and is a predicted model, not a curated record. The transcript is spliced from 10 exons. Gene Ontology annotation, molecular function: translation elongation factor activity.
GUGAACGCCAAUAUUUAAAGUGGGCGCACGGCAUGACGUGGCCGUAAAUACGUCACUGCAACGCGCCCUCGUUCUUUCUUUCUCUCGUCCUGAAGAUGGCGGCAGGGACUCUGUACACGUACCCGGAGAACUGGCGGGCCUUCAAGGCCCAGAUUGCAGCCCAGUACAGUGGUGCUCGCCUGAAAUUGGCCAGCAGUUCCCCUGCCUUCACCUUUGGGCAGACGAACCGUACUCCAGCCUUCCUCAAUAACUUCCCUCUUGGCAAGGUACCCGCCUACCAGGGUGAUGACGGCUUCUGUCUGUUUGAGAGUAAUGCCAUUGCUCACUACUUGAGCAAUGAAGUCCUGCGUGGUGCUACACCCCAGGCCGCAGCCCAGGUGCUCCAAUGGGUGAGCUUCGCGGACUCAGAGAUCAUCCCUCCAGCUAGUGCGUGGGUUUUCCCCACUCUGGGAAUAAUGCAGUUCAACAAGCAGGCCACAGAGCAGGCCAAAGAAGAUGUGAAGAAGGUCCUCACAGUGCUGAACCAGCACCUAAACACCCGCACCUUCCUGGUAGGGGAGAGGAUCAGCCUUGCUGACAUCACUGUGGCCUGCUCCAUGCUCUGGCUCUACAAACAGGUCCUUGAGCCUUCUUUCCGUCAGCCUUUCCCCAACGUGACUCGCUGGUUCCUCACCUGUGUCAACCAGCCGCAGUUCAAGGCUGUCCUGGGAGAUGUCAAAAUAUGUGAAAAGAUGGCCCAGUUUGAUGCCAAGAAGUUUUCCGAGAUGCAGCCCAAGAAAGAGGCCCCUGCAAAAAAAGAGAAGGGAGCAAAAGAGGCAGCCAAGCCCCAGGAGAAGAAGGAAAAGAAGAAGGAAGAGAAGAAGCCAGCCCCCCAAGAGGAUAUGGACGACUGUGAUGCUGCUUUGGCCGCAGAGCCCAAAACAAAGGACCCCUAUGCACAUCUGCCAAAGAGCACAUUUGUCAUGGACGAGUUUAAGAGAAAGUAUUCCAACGAGGACACACUGAAAGUAGCCAUUCCCCACUUCUGGGAGCAGUUUGACCGUGAGGGGUUCUCCAUCUGGCACUGCCAGUACAAAUACCCCGAGGAGCUCACCCAAAGCUUCAAGAGCUGCAACCUUAUCACAGGUAUGUUCCAGCGCCUGGACAAACUCAGAAAGACCGCCUUCGCCAGUGUCAUAUUGUUUGGCACCAACAACGACAGUAGCAUCUCUGGCAUCUGGGUCUUCAGGGGUCAGGACCUGGCCUUCCCUCUGUCUCCUGACUGGCAAAUCGACUACGAGUCAUAUGACUGGCGCAAGCUGGAGCCAGACAGUGACGAGUGCAAGACCAUGGUGAAGGAGUACUUCGCCUGGGAGGGAGACUUCAAGCAUGUGGGCAAACCUUUCAACCAGGGCAAGGUCUUCAAAUGAGGAGACACUGGGAACAAUGUCAGCGCAAGCACCCUGCGCCUCUGCUUUCCAGCACUUAAACUUACGGACUUUCAGCCACCACGUGCUUACCUUACUGCAACAAUGACUCAGAAUGACAGUGUUUGAAGACAACAUUUUGUCUCAGUGGCCCCAACCUGUUUUUUUUUGUUUGACCUGCGAAAUAAAGCAUUUUCCACAAUGCCA